Messenger RNA from Strigops habroptila (Kakapo), 3673 nucleotides. It is a transcript of the gene RBFOX3, whose product is annotated as RNA binding fox-1 homolog 3. The record is from RefSeq and is a predicted model, not a curated record. Gene Ontology annotation, biological process: regulation of alternative mRNA splicing, via spliceosome; nervous system development. Bases 777 to 1889 code for a protein of 370 amino acids. The transcript is spliced from 14 exons. Lineage: Eukaryota; Metazoa; Chordata; Aves; Psittaciformes; Psittacidae. Gene Ontology annotation, cellular component: nucleus; cytoplasm. Gene Ontology annotation, molecular function: mRNA binding.
CUGCCAUUGGGAUGCUUCUCGCUAAUUUACAGCAUUAGUGGGAGCAGGAUGCGAUUCUUCCUCCUGAGCCCGGGCAGGGCUGUCCCCUGGUGCAGGCAGCCGUAAUUAUCCACAUUUAACUGAGGGCUUGUAAAAUCUAUUUGUCUAGCAGAAUGUGAGUGUAAUUGCUGGGAAUUAAAUAAGGAUGCAGUUGUGGCUGGAGCAGGACCUCGCCUGAGGAGAGCGCGGGAAGCUGUGUCCCGGGGGUGCUGCGGGGCUGGAUUUUGGGGGGUUCUGAGCAUCGCUGUGUCCCCAGCGCAGACCUUCCCUCCCUCGCUCGUGCUGGUCUGACUGGAGCAGAUGGAUGUGCUGACAGGAGCCUAGAGCCCAGCGCGAGCACCGCAGGAGGAGCUGGGCUGAACAAAAGAGCUCUGUUUGAUGUCUGAAUGCACAGGGGACUCCCCCUCCUCCUCCAACUCCCACCCCUUUUAUUUCGCUCCCGAGCCCUCUCUCCCUUCCUCCUCCCCUUCCUUUCUCUCUCCCGCUCCCGCUCUGGCUCACGCACACCCUUUGCAGACCGUGCGCUCAGUGCCAGUGUCUAAUGGCACCGAAGUGAACCGCGGAGCGCGGCUGCGGGCGCAGCGGCCUGCCGCAGAUGAACCUUCCUAACUAGCGCCGAGGGGUCGGGAGGGACGGCGAGGAGGGGAGAGCCCGAGGGGCCGGCCGGGAAGACGAGGAUAUAGCGCUGUGCGGAAGAGGACGGACCCGCGAGCAGCUUCACGGCUACCUGUCGACACAUGCUGUGCUCCAUGGCUAACUCGGGCUGCCUCCUUGUCUCCAACUCAGGCAUGCUUCCUCACUCUCUCCCCUGUCCUCCAGCCUUCCUCUACCUCCAACAGGGUAACCAGGACGCCACGGCUCCGCCGGACGCGAUGGCUCAGCCCUACCCCCCGGCCCAGUACCCCCCGCCCCCCCAGAACGGGAUCCCCGCAGAGUACGCACCGCCGCACCCGCACCCCACGCCGGACUACUCGGGGCAAAGCACAGUACCGGAGCACGCCAUGACCCUCUACACACCAGCACAGAGCCACGCCGAGCAGCCGGGCACCGACGCCAGCACACAGUCCAUAGCCGGGACACAGCCAGUACCGCAGACAGAUGAGGCGGCACAGACAGACAGCCAGCAGCUACACUCCACAGACACCACAGACAAGCAGCAGCCUAAGAGGUUACACGUCUCCAACAUCCCCUUCCGAUUCCGGGACCCCGACCUGCGGCAAAUGUUUGGGCAAUUCGGGAAGAUCCUGGAUGUGGAGAUCAUUUUCAAUGAGCGGGGCUCCAAGGGUUUUGGGUUUGUAACUUUUGAAACUAGCACAGAUGCCGACCGGGCACGGGAGAAGCUGAAUGGCACCAUCGUAGAGGGCCGGAAGAUUGAGGUGAACAACGCCACGGCCCGCGUCAUGACCAACAAGAAGGUUGCCAACCCCUACACCAACGGCUGGAAGCUGAACCCUGUGGUGGGAGCAGUCUACGGCCCCGAGUUCUACGCAGUAACGGGGUUCCCUUACCCCGCCACGGGGACGGCCGUGGCCUACCGAGGGGCACACUUACGGGGACGAGGACGCGCCGUCUACAACACGUUCCGUGCUGCACCGCCACCGCCACCCAUCCCCACCUAUGGCGCGGUCGUUUACCAGGACGGGUUCUAUGGAGCCGAGAUCUACGGGGGUUAUGCUGCCUACAGAUAUGCUCAGCCUGCGGCAGCGGCAGCAGCAUACAGUGACAGUUACGGCAGAGUGUAUGCAGCGGCAGACCCAUACCACCACACCAUCGGCCCCGCCACCACGUACAGCAUCGGCACCAUGGCUAGUCUAUACCGAGGAGGGUACAGCCGCUUCACUCCCUACUAGCAAGACAGACACAGCCCCUCCCACCACUAACACUGACCGCUCACUAGCACCAAACCAAACCAGGCAGCCAGAGCCGCGGCCGAGGCUCUGGAGGAACCGCGGGAUGCCUGGGCUGGGGCUGGGGCUCGGCCGGGCUCCCCUGAGCCACGGUGCCCACAAUCCAUAGGGUCACCUCAAGCUGCUCCAUCCCGCUGCCUGGCCGGGUCUCCUGCAUCAUCUGCCUCCCCCAUCGCAGCCCUCUGGGGCCAUGGGGCAGCUCCUGCCCCCGGCAUCCCUGGGGUCCAUGGGGAGCGGGGCCAGCCCUUGCCCCUGGCAGCACCCCAAGCCCAGAUCCUGGGGGGUUGUGGGGUCCUCAUGUGGCUUCACCCUGACCUGAGCCCCCAGCAGGCGCUGCUCUUGCUGGGGUGCAGAGGGCUCAUCCCCCGCGAGGCUGUGGGGAUGCUCAUGCAGGCGAGGGGGGCACAGUGCCGAUGGCAGCCCGGGGGGCAUAGGAAAGAGAGGAGCCAGCAGGGGCUGCUGCACGUUCUGGGGCUGAGCCGGGCUGGGACGCAGCACGGGGCUGAGGGGGCCGGGAUGGCAUCGGUGUGGCCCCGGCCAGGCUGCGCCGCGCGUGGCUCCGGUGAAAGACCUGCCUCUCUGUUUUUGUUGUAGUGAAACCGCGGCCGUUUCCUUCUGGGACCAGGAAGGGCAAAAAAAUCCACCCACACACCCAAAAAAAAAUGAAAAAUAAAAAAAAUCAAAAGCAAAGCAACAAAAAUAAAAAAUAAUAAUAAAAAAAAAGGCGAAGCGGCAGCAGCCACGUGAAAGCCCCAAACGUCCACACGCCCCGCGCGAGGAGUCCCGGCGGAGCCCGCGGCGAGCACGGACGGAUGCACGGACGCGCUGGAGGGGCCCCUCUCGCCCUGAGCCUGCGGCACGGAGGGGGAGCCAGCACGGGCCGAGCUGGGGUGUCCGGAGGGGCCUCACCGCCCGGGCGCAGCGCCUGGCACCAUGUCUUCCUUCAGCCCCGGCUCCGGGACUGUGCCGGGGUGGGAACCCGGCCUCAUGCUUCCCGAGCUGCCGGUCAUCAGCGUGUCGAGUGUGCGAGGCCUUGGCUCCCACGUGGAGCCACUUUGCUGAGGCGCUGGGCGUUGCAGGGGACCAGCCUCUGCCUUUUAAAGGGAACUUUUGUUAAGAGGAGCUUGCAACUCGCUUGUGAUCCCUUUCCCCCUCCCUUCAUCCCCUGGCACUCCCGGGGCUCCAACCCUGUGCUGAGCCGGGAUGGGAAUGCCCCGACCCUGUUCCCGCUCCCGCCUGCGGGACACGCUCCUGGCUCCUCGUCCCUGCCCAAGCCAGCAGGACCCUGCCAGCCCUCGGAGCGGGAUCUCGGCCAUUGAAUCGCCCAGGGCCGGGCUGGCACCACUCGUGGGGUCCAGCCCGAGCCCCGGGGUCAGUCUGCAGCAGCCGGUACACUGGGUCUGAGCCCACUCCAGGGUGCAGCCCCAUCCCGCCAGCCUUGCGCUCGGCCCCCUGCGGCACCACCACUCCUCAAACCUCACUUUAUAGUCUGCAGACACCCCGAUGCUCCAGCGACGAGCUCCCCCUUUUCUAUUCCCGGUGUACAUAGCCCUGGCCACCCCGGCCGUGCACCCCUGCCCUGUACAAAGCUCCUUCCAUCGCUGUACUGGCUUCUUCCUUACAGCAACCCCUGCGCUGGCCACCGGCGCGCAGGCUGGCACCGGCCCAUCCUGUAUGCUUCAAAGGUGUGACCAUUCUAAUAAACAGUAUUAUUAUUAUUAUUAUUA